Messenger RNA from Penicillium subrubescens, 1890 nucleotides. Its product is annotated as Zn(II)2Cys6 transcription factor. Gene Ontology annotation, cellular component: nucleus. NCBI's taxonomy places the organism in Eukaryota, Fungi, Ascomycota, Eurotiomycetes, Eurotiales, Aspergillaceae. Gene Ontology annotation, biological process: positive regulation of transcription by RNA polymerase II. Gene Ontology annotation, molecular function: transcription cis-regulatory region binding; DNA-binding transcription factor activity, RNA polymerase II-specific; zinc ion binding. The transcript has 9 exons. Bases 1 to 1890 code for a protein of 629 amino acids. The record is from RefSeq and is a predicted model, not a curated record.
AUGCGCUCCACACGAACCAGGACGCGGUCUGGAUGUCUGCCUUGUCGCAGCCGCCGCAGAAAAUGUGACGAAAGGCGCCCCACGUGUCGAAGCUGUGAGACGCGUGGUUAUAUUUGCCAGUGGGGCCUAAAGGCCUCCUUCCAUCCCUCUCGUAGCCUCCGGCUGUCGACUCCCGAUAGGGCGACCCUACUAGCUAUUGAGAGAGGGCGGCAAACCACGACCGACGAAACACGCGGCAAUCAUCUGAGUUCGCCCCUGGAGCCUUCCACGUCAAUCAUUAUAGACGAUACAGAGGAAGUAGUCAAGUGCUAUCAGGACUGUCAUGAUGCAUCUUCAUCAACCGAUUCAGAACCCGUCUUGGAUGAAGAGCCAACAUUAAAUGCGAUAGACACGACUCUGUGUCCUUCGGGCAACGUGCAUUUCCCACUUGGUCUGAUCUCACAUGACACUAUCCAGCCGGACACCACUCUCGACAGGACCCCUGAUAACGAGGCCGCCAAUGAAAGCUUCCUGCCAUCACCUCAGACAGGGACUGUAAGUGGGAUUCACGAGGUAGGCGGACUGUCAUACAAUGAUCAGGUAUCAGCGGUGCAGUUCGCAGUCAGUCCUGCCUCGUAUGUGUUACCAUUCUCGUUGGGGCAGGCUGUGUCCCGGAACGCGUCGCCAUUACCGGAGCCCUCGAAACCCGUGACAGACGUAGAGUGUGCUCGCUUGGUGUCGUUGUAUCUAAGUGAGACUGGAACUUGGUGCGAGACCACCGAUUCAGAGAGGCACUUUACCUCGAAAAGCAUUUACCAGAUGCUGGAUUCCAAGCCGUUCCUCGCAUCAGCUAUUGCCCUAGCGUCUCGGCAGCACGAUGCUGUCCAGGACCAGCGGCGAUCGGUGACUCUGGAGCUCUAUCAGUACACGAUUCAGCUCUUACUCCGUCAAGACCCAGAUAAAGCAGGCGCCCCGGUAUUGGCGACUUGCACUCUUCUUUGCGUCUAUGAGAUGAUGGCGUCAUGUGUAUGGGAAUGGCGGCGUCACUUAAAGGGUUGCGCCAGUCUGUUACACAAUCGGAAAUGGAACGGUUCAUGCAGUGGUAUCGUUAAGUCUAGUUUUUGGGCCUUUGCCCGAAUUGAUGUCUGGGCUGCAUAUAUUAGCGGCAAAACAACUCUCAUCCCUACCGACUCGUGGGUUGAUGAUAGUUCUAUCCCGUCAGUAGCUGCAAAAGGCAAUGUUGAUGACUAUUGCAAUCUCGCGAUACUUACUUUUGCUCAAAUUGUGAACCUGUUGGCAGACGCCAGGCUUUAUGAAAAGGAUGGCAGUCCUGUCUACUAUUCGGCUGUUGGAAAGCUGUGGGACGCACUGCAAGAGUGGCGACGCCUCCGGCCCAAAGAAGUUUGUCCUCUGCUUAGAGAAAGCUCGAGGGGCUCGAAUCCGUUUCCCACUGUGGUAUUAUCCUGGUCAUCUGCUAACUGUGGUAAUACUUUCUAUCAUGCCGGGUGUAUCUUACUUCUACAAACUGGCUGCCUCGGGGCGCGGGCUAAUGCGUUAGGCGUUGAACGGGAUCCUAUUUGGCAUGCUCGAGAACUAGGCGGAAUCUCCGCUUCCAAUAUAUCCCAUUCGAAUUGGGUAAAUCAACUACAACCACUCUACAUCGCCGGCACUGUCUUUGCGGACCGGAUGGGGAUCUGUUUCCGCGACGCACCAAGACAGACCCAGUGGGCCGGUGCCCCUUGGAGAGUGCCAGUGACCCAGCACGUACCUCUAAUGGAGAUGGAUGACAUAGAUGAGUAUAACUCAGAGAAAAUCGCGCUUCUGAGACAACUGGCUCGGAUUGAGCGUGAGACCGGUUGGAAAACCUCGGACCGGGCGUUGGACUUGAGGAGACUUUGGGGAUUUGGGUAA